Molecule: messenger RNA, 1005 nt
Organism: Cuscuta campestris
Lineage: Eukaryota; Viridiplantae; Streptophyta; Magnoliopsida; Solanales; Convolvulaceae
Source: the annotation of a GenBank genome assembly
CGUUCAGGUCAUCGUUCAGAUCAAUGGAGGAGUUUGAUAUGGAUAGUCUCAGAUCAAUGGGGGCGGAGUUGGCGGAGCUGGAGCGCGCUCAGAUCGAAGUCCUCCAACAUGUAAAUGAACUCGAAGACUUCAUUCUAGGCGUCGAAAUCUCUCGAAACCUCUCCAUCUCUUCUAACGAUGAUUCCGCCGCCGUCGGCACCACAACUGAAGACCGACUCUCUGCUCUACUCCGCGAGAACGGCGUUAACAACUUCGCCUUCAGGCGCGUCUCCUCUGACUACUACCAGUGGUCUCUUGAAGCUCGCCGGGACGUCCUCCGUGCCGCUUCCGUCAAUCACCUCUGCAAAAGCAUCGUUCUGGUAAAUACUCAAGCACCAAGUGAUGUAACUGAUUGUAAGGAUCGUUACAAUUCAAAAUACUAUGUGGUCAUUGUGCAGUAUACUGCUCGGUUUAACGCUGAGGCAGUCAAGAAUUUUCUGUACACCCUGAACAAUGGUAACAUAGCAAAAAAGAAGUUCAACAUGAGGCUUGCCCCUGAGGAGAUCUCAAGAAAUUUGACGGGCUAUGAACACAAUGGUGUGACAUGCAUUGGCAUGAAAACAGACAUUCCUGUGAUCUUGGAUGAAGCCAUUACAAAACUCCAACCUGAAUUCUUUUGGUUAGGGGGUGGAGAAGUUGAUCUUAAACUGGGGAUCAACACCCAUGAGUUCAUCCACUAUGUCAAACCUUUCAUUGUUAGCUGUAGCAGUAGUAGUUGAUCUCCUAAAACAUUCUUUUUAGCACAUUCUUAGAAGCAAAAAGUAAUUACUAAUUAUUAUCAAUUUUUAUUUUAAAUUAGUAAGUAGUUUUUUUUUCCGAAGAUUCUUAGACCUGCACAAACAUAGAUUUGGGCUGUUUUUGUACAAAUAUUCGGGCAGAACGGCCAGCAAGUUUUCAUGAAUUUUAUUCACUUUCUUUGUCUAUUUGUGUUACUUAUUUACUUCGUAAUAAAAUAACAUAAUCAUG